Messenger RNA from Dermacentor silvarum, 1836 nucleotides. RefSeq lists its product as uncharacterized. The coding region runs from base 6 to 728 and encodes 240 amino acids. The record is from RefSeq and is a predicted model, not a curated record. Lineage: Eukaryota; Metazoa; Arthropoda; Arachnida; Ixodida; Ixodidae. The transcript has 3 exons.
GCAGCAUGAUAUCUCAGAUGGAGGCGGUGUCCGACGCGCUGAGCGAGAGGCGGUUCAACCUGAGGAACGAGCUGCGCACGCUGCAAGACGAGAACGUCCACCUCCAGGGGGCGCUGGCGCACGAGCGGCGCAAGUUCCAGGCGCGGAACCGCGGCGGUCCCGUCUUGCACGGGGGGAGAGGCUUACCGCUUCCGCCUCCGCUGCCUCCUCCUCUCCCUCCGAGGCGUGAUAGUGUCGCCCUCUACAGCCCGAUGCGUGGGCUCUUAUGCUCGCCGAUGCUGACCAGGUACCGACCACUAAGCGAUAGUGAGUCGUCCGUGAUCGACUUGACGAAUGACGGCAUGGCGAGCAGCGCCUCCUCCAGCCGAGUGGUUGCCAGUGUGGGCAGCGGUCCCGGUCCCUCUGCAACCGCCAGAAGGGGGCGUGGGGUUUCCCGAGCUUGGCGGGGCGGAAGCAACACAAUCGGCACCAUGACAGGCUUGAGGCGGUCCGGCGGCUGCUUGAAGAGAAGCCGCGGCUCCGCCAACAGGUCGAGGGCGCGGCGGCCACCGAGAACGUCAUCGAACUUCUGCGAAAACAAUGCCGGCUCGAGCUUACCAGUCAUCGUAGCUACGUCGGGCGGCGCACUUACGAUAAGCACCCAGGACUCGGCGUCACCGCCUACACCCACGCCGGAGGAGCCAGGACAACCGUUCCAGGAACGGGACGACCCAAAUCAGAACAACUAGCGCAUUCCUCCGAAGCGGAACGAGAAAUUCGCGAAAAAAAAAGACCGACAUCAUUCGUGCCGAUCGACUCGCCCGUAGGCUGAAGUGCGUUCCGGACGCCACCGAAUGCAGCCGUAUUGUCGAAUUCAGUCACGCAUUCUUUUUCUUUCUGAGCCCAUAAGGGAUAGCGUAUAAAUAGCAUGCUCUAUUUGUCUAUCAGAACAGGCAGCUGGCGUGGCGAAUUCGACAAUGCGGCACAGCUCGCCGGUGUGGUGCCCAUGAUAUGAACCAAGCUGAAAUACGUAUAUCAAGUCGCCAUGUGUCCCAGUGAACGUUACCGUUUUGGUAAGUGGUGUUCACAGGAAGUGUUCAUGCUUGGAACUGCGUCAUGGACAUCGGUGCAACGCGUCAGGCUGCGUGGAUGAUUCACUUCACAGCGUCACCAGAAAAUUAUAGCGACAAUUCGAAAACGAAUGUAUAGAAAUAGUAGAUAUGCACGCGAUCCAUCGUUGUGUAAUGAAAAAAAUGCAAGGCGUACCUGGGUGAAGAAACGAAUCAGCCUUGAGAUCACUUACACUCAGCACUCUUUUCUUGACCUACAAGGCAUCUUGGCGUGUCCUAGUGCGUUCGCUUUAGGCUGCGAAACAUCUGAAGGUUAGCGACAGGUGCGAUAUGAAAAUUUGCUCCAUCGAAAGUGCGUGAUACACACGGCGCUGGACAAUACAACUGCCCACCCAUUCAGACUGUUUCGGGCGUGCCUAUUAACCUAUUAACUUAGCAAAAAAUUAACAAAAGCUUGUGACUUUUGUUUUAUUGGGGCGUAAUUGGAAUGUUAGCGCGUUGCUAAUUGGAAAUGACACAUGCACUCUUUGGCUGAAUGAGUGGAAAGAUUUGGCAAUUUCGCAAUCUUACCGGCUUUUGGUAAUGUUGCCGACUAGACCAACUGUACGCCAUGAGUUGCUGAUAUUAUUUCUCUCUGUAAGGAACAAUAUAUAUCGAGUGCGAAAUAUUUUAUUAAUUUAUUCACUUUAAUAUAUCUGUAGCCUCCAUAUCGCCACAUUCGUGUCUAUCGAUGGCACCAAAUGUCGCACGCGGAUUCUGCUGCAGAACGCUUGCAACAAAAAAUGUA